AACCCAGGUAACCAUUCUUCGUAUCUUUCCGCCUAAAGUUGUCAGCUUUUUACUUAAUCAAAUCGGAUGUUUCGUUUAUUUUGCAAAGAAGUGCCCCUACAAUUAGGGCACAAAGCUUCACCAGGACUUAGCCAUGGCCACUUGUUCUCAACCUCCACUCUAAAAACCAUUUCAGAAGUCCCUAAUUCCAAGGACCCACAAUCUCUGACAGUCUCCUUCCUCCAAAACUCAUGUGGGUUGUCCUUGGAAUCAGCCAUUUCAGCUUCCAAGAAGCUCAAGAAGCUCAACAUUGAGAACCCAAAGAACCCCAACUCAGUUCUGGACCUGUUGAGAACUCACGGUUUGACUCAGACCCACAUCAGAAACUUAAUUAGCACUCGUCCACUAUUGCUUUUGGCUGAUUUAGAGAAUACCAUUAAGCCCAACAUGGAGUUGUUUGAAUCCUUGGGAUUCUCUAACACUAGGCUUGCAAAAAUGCUUAGCAGAGAGCCACGUGUGCUUGAAAGUGAUGCAUACACUGUUGUUGAGUUCUUUAGAGCUCAUGGUUUCAGUGAUGAGCAAAUAUCAACUUUGACCAUGAGGCGUCCAAAGUUGUAUUUUCUCAAUGCACACAAGAUCUUUAAGCCAAAGUUGGAGUUUUUCAAAUCUUUGGGCCUAUCGGAUCUUGAAAUUGCAAAGCUUUUAUCCACGGUGCCUUAUAUUCUAGAACGAAGCCUCGAAAACAAAAUCAUUCCUUGUGUCCAAAAGCUUAGGCGGAUUCUUGGCACUGAUGAGAACGUCUUAAAGGCUAUAAAGGCAUGCCACUCUAUAGUUAAAUGUAAUGUGGAAGAAGUGCUACAGCCCAACAUAUCGUUGUUGAAAAGCAAUGGUGUACCCGAGUCAUUUGUUUUGAAAAGUUUCUUUAGUUGUCCAAAUCCGCUACUUGUUAGGACUAAUCGUUUGAGUGAGAUUGUUAGUGAAGUUAUGAAAUUGGGUUUUGAUCCCAAUUGCCCGGGAUUUGUUUUGGCCACCCGUGUGAUGGCAGUAAUGAGUAAGAAAAUGUGGGAGCAAAAGGUUGAAGCUUAUAAAAGUUUUGGUUUGUCAAAUGAUGAGAUCUAUUCAGCAUUCAAAAUGAGACCAUUGUUUAUGCUUGUCUCAGAGAAGAAGAUCAAUAAAUCAAUGGCCUUCUUUGUGAACAAGCUGAGGAUGACGCCUUGGAUGAUUUCCAAGAAUCCUUAUCUUCUACGGCUUAGCUUGGAAAAAAGGAUUAUUCCGAGGUGUUCAGUUUUGCAACUUUUAUUGUCGAAGGGGUUGAUUAUGGCAGAUACUAGCCUUGUUCAGGUGUUGACAAUGACAGAGAAAAAGUUUGUGGAGAAGUUAGCGUGCAAGUAUCAGAAUGAGGUUCCUGAUGUUGUUAUAGCACACCAAGGCAAGAUAGAAUUUCAAGGGUUCCCCAUUGAUUUGAAAAAGUGAGUCAUCAUGGGAUCAUCAAAUGCUUAGGGCAUUGCCAAAAGAUAAGGAGUUCAGUUUGAGUUCAUGAUGUUGGCAGUCUGCUGUUUAUCUUUGUCCAAGGAAUUCGAUGAUGAAAUAAAUUCCAGGUUCUGCAAUGGCUUCAUUCAGUUUAAUCCAUCUGAAUUGUUCACCAUAGUUCAGCAAUAGAAACUAAUCAAACUUGAGCUGAACCUUUUAUGUACACGGUAAGAUUGAAUUUCAAGGGUUCCCCAUUGAUUUGAAAAUGUGAGUAGUAUGAGAUCAUCGAAUGCUCAGGGCAUUGCCAAAAAAUCAUGAGUUCCUUAUGUUGGCAGUGGGCUGUUUUCUUUAUCUAAGGAAUGCAACAAUGCAAUAAAUUCCAGAGGUUUUGCAUUACAGAUUUACAGUUCAGGAGAAGGAAAUCCUAGAGUAGUCUGAUUACUCGGGAGGAUGAUGUAAUUUGUAAAAGUAGUUCAAAUGUCAAGGCAUUCUAGGAUGUUCAAGAGUGCGAGGCCCUAUGAUCAGAUUUAUCAUAACUUUUUGAGAUAUGUGAGGAAAAGCACUGAAGACAUCUUUCUCACUGCAUUAAUCUUAUAUUUUUGUUUUGGUAUUCCAAAUUUUGCCUAUAUAUUCAUUUGAAAAGAAAUAUAGGAAAACCUUUUUGGUGUGACAUUUUUUCCCUCUUGACAUUAUUAUCCACCUGUGUGUUACUUUCAUUCAUCGGUCAAUAAUAAUG
This is a messenger RNA of Corylus avellana, 2185 nucleotides long. RefSeq lists its product as uncharacterized. Lineage: Eukaryota; Viridiplantae; Streptophyta; Magnoliopsida; Fagales; Betulaceae. Gene Ontology annotation, molecular function: double-stranded DNA binding. The record is from RefSeq and is a predicted model, not a curated record. Gene Ontology annotation, biological process: regulation of DNA-templated transcription.